UGCAGUAAUGCGCCUCAGAGCUGGUUGCCACCCGACUCACGCCACGGCUACAGGGGUAGUUCCCUCUCACUGUGCCCGGACUGCUGCGACACAGUGUAGGGAGCUCGCGCGGGAAGUGCCGCUCUAACCGCUGGUUGAUAAGAGGGACCCUACAAACACUACUAAACAUGUCGAAACGGCGGCGCAAAACCUUGGAAACUCCUCUGUUAUGGAGCGUGAAUGGAAGCUAGCGGGGUUCGCUUCGGUGUGCAGCUGUGUGUGUGCGCGCGACUCAGACUGGAUGAGUACUUGUAUAUUUUCACCAUGUUGUGUUUUACUUAGGGACCUUGCGUAAGGACCAUUUUACAACGCCCACUGACGACGUGCAGGUUCUGAGUGAAAAAAGCCGAGAGGCACGUUUGCUCUUGCACUCAGUGCGUAACAACCGUCAAUUGCCAUUAUCAACACACACACACAACACAUUCCGGCCUUCAAAAUAAGAGCGCUCUUUGUCAUAUUUGUCUGUGUAAACAAAAUAAGGGUGCCAUUAAAAUAUCCUACAUUAAUAUCGCGAUGGGAAUUACAUCUGUGACUCCAUCUGCCUUCAUCACAAGCACGAGCAUUACAGUUUGUUGAAGGUUUUGUAGCAAUAUGUGCUGAGGCUGGCGUCCCCUUAGAAACGUUAGCAAGCUACAUCCAUUUCUAAAUUACUGGACAAAAUGGACCAAUGGUGUAUUGCAUCAAUAAAUGUCAGGAUUUUUGCAUUUUAUUCACUAACCCAAAUAGCACACACUCUAUGCUGUUAAAAUAAGUGGAAAAGGCAAAAAAACUGAAUUCUAUGAAAUUAAAAGGGAAAAAACGGAAUUUCGGGGAAAAAAACGGAUUUCAUCGAGCCCUAAGAGAGUUUGUUUUAAAAAAAAAAAAAAGUCAUACAGUAUGUUCUAAAUCACACCACAAAUUGAUCGAUAACCAUGUCAAACGAUUAGUCCUACCCUAAAAGUAUUUUGCACGCCCAUUUUUUCCAUUUUUCUCUUUUAUUGGAUGGCCUUUUAUUGGAUCUUUUAUUGGAUUCGGGACCUGGCUCUCAAUCAAUUCAAUCCCACAAAUUCAUGUUUGUAAUAAAAGCUUAUUAUUAUUGAAAAAAAAACAAAACAAAAAAAACGAUCGGUAUCGGAUCGGCAAGACUAUACCAAAAAAUCGGAUCAGAAGGCAAAAAAUGUGGAUCGGGUCAUCCCUCAUUUGAAUCCAUCUAUCCAUUUUCUACCGCACUGUGGAUGGCUAGAGCCAAUGCCAACUGUCCUUCCGAUAUUUUUCGGGUCAGACGCCAAAACACAAUUGUAAUUGGACAAUGCGGUAGCCUACCAGAUAGGCUAGCUAAUUCUGUAGCACACCGGUGUCUAAUACGCAGUGAUAACCUCUCAUUGAUGAAACGGUCAAAUAUGAAGCUUCUUUAGCAACAGUGACGAACGUAAAACCAUCCACAGAUAGGGAAUAUGCCAAUACAUUCAAGCGUGAUGUGGCAAAGGAACUUUUUGACAUCUUUUCGGAUCAAGACCAGAUAAUCAAACGAAUAAAAGACGUGCCUCUGUCAGCCAGAACUGCUCACGAUCGUACCAUCAUGACGGCAAAUCAAGCGGGGCAAACACAAGCGAAGGACGUGAAGCUUGACCUCACAAUGUCUCAAUCAGCAAAACCAUGCAGCACCAGACGUCGCAUUCAUGCUUUUUAGUCAGUUGGCCUAAGGUGAGAAUGUUCUGGAUUCCAGCUGGUCCAGCAAUCUCCACUUCCAUCUCACAGCCUGAGCCUGAAGGCGACCACCAUUUGGGGACAGCAAAUGUUGGACACCGGCUGAGGGAACUUAACACUUCCCCUCUUGCCGCUUCGCCUAUCUCACUUCCUCCACUCUCACCUGAGCUUUGGUGCACUUGUGAUUCAUCCUUGAAGCCUCUCAACAUGCUCCUCUGCCUCUUGGUGUUUAACUUCAGUAGCUCAGUUGUUCAUUUGCAGCCAGAUUCAGUCGUUCCUGCUGCUCCACAGCAUGCAGCGCAUUAUCUUGCUCAAACUGAAUCCAUUGGCCCACUGACGCUGACAGCCACACCGGACUACCCGGUGGCGGAGGGUCAAAAGGUCAUCAUGCACUGCAGUGGCCCGACGUCGGCCAACGUGGUUUGGUCAUGGCAGAGACAGCAGAACCAGCUGUGGCAGGACGUGGGAAUCGGGAACAAUCUGACCCUCAGUGAGCCGGGCCAUAGCGGGCUGUACCGCUGCAAUGCUAGCAACAAACACUCGGACAACGUGAGCCCCACCCACAACGUCUACAUCGUCUCUUUUCAUGCUACAGAAGUCAAGAGUAUGGAAAUAACUGCCUUCACUCUCUCGCUGCUGGCCUUGACGGUUAACAUCAUCAUUCUACUCUGGCUACUCUGGGAAAGACUUCUGAACAAGAAAAGCUCCUCCAACACAGGACCUAAAGGUUUCCCAAGACCGGGAAAGGAGCCAAAGGGAGCUUUGCCACAGGCCGAGAAUGACGGACAUGAGUACAUGAAUUACUCAAGCACCAACCUUGCCUACACAGAUCUGGAUCCCACAAGCAUGACCAGCGACAACACUUACUCAAUUCUGUCAUGAGCUGAAUCUGUACAGGAAAGGGUUAUUUUAUGCAGGGUUUUCCAUUUUUUAUCAACUCAGGAGCAAAACAUAUACCGUCAUGUACACUCAGCAAAAAUAUAAACGCAAAACUCCCAUUUUUAAUUAAUUAAUGAGCUGAACUGAAAGAUGUAAAACUUUUUCUUUGGACACCAAAAGCCUAUCUCUCUCAAAUCUGUUAGUAAACAUUCAUCAUUCAUAACUCAUCCACCUGACAGGUGUGGCAUAUCAUGAUGCUGAUUAUUGCACAGGUGUGUCUUAGGUUGGCUACAAAAAAAGGCCACUCCAAAAUUGAAGAGUAACGGUUAUCCUGAGGCCUGUUGUGCCAAUGGUGGUAAAUGUCAUCAAGUCACUGUAUAUUUUAUUGACGCCAUGUCAAGAAAACUCUGUAGAAAUGAGGGUUUACAUUAAAAUCACAUUGGUUCUGUAAUUUGUUGGUUCAUUUUGGUUGAUUCUCAUCAGAAAGAGUCAUCACACAGACUUCUGCUUGCAAAACUUCCGCUUUUCUGUGACUGUGUUUGAGCGCCUGACACAGGAAGUUGAAUUUGUGCAAUUCGGUCUGGGGAUCGAACAUUAUGAAAGUGUUCUUUACAAAAUAAACUAUUUUAACGCUGGGAAGGUCAUAUAAUUAUUUACAAUCUCUUAUUAACAAAUGGGAUGGGCAAAAUAUCUUUUGGUAUAACCCAUGACAGUUCUGUAGCAAUCCAUGAUGCCAUCGCUUGGCAGUUUGAAUUAUGCAGGCUGAUUGAGCUCGCCCGGGAGUUUGUGGCUCUGGUGC
Messenger RNA from Dunckerocampus dactyliophorus (ringed pipefish), 3403 nucleotides. RefSeq lists its product as uncharacterized. The record is from RefSeq and is a predicted model, not a curated record. Lineage: Eukaryota; Metazoa; Chordata; Actinopteri; Syngnathiformes; Syngnathidae. The coding region runs from base 1675 to 2607 and encodes 310 amino acids. The transcript has 8 exons.